GGUCCUUGGGUACCUCCCGGCCACCUGUCAGUCGGUGGCCGGUCGCGAGCUCGACAACAACCCGCUCGCGUCCAUCCCAGGGGGAACGCAGAGUCAGAGCACGCACCGCUUUGUGCUGUCAGCGAGACGGUUACGGCGAAGCAGCUGGCAGCGACCGCCGCUGUCCGGUAGCUCUGCCAGGGUUCGCCGGCAUUGCGCUCCGCCGCGCGCAACGCCGCUGGCGACCGAUCUGCUGCGGGGACAGCAGUCAUUGCUCGUGUGCGUGCAGCCGUGUCAGUGUGAGCAGGUGAUUAGUGGCUAGCGAUGGGCGGCGUGACGUGAUUGCUGGAAUGUCGUCGCCGUGCUACAGAGGCCCGCCCAGACCUGGCAACGCUGCCGCGCCUCAGCCGCCGGUCUCAGCGGCCGCCGCCACUGCCGUGCGUAGCUCGCCCACGGAGCUAAGAGAUGGCACCACCCGUAUCCCGGCCAGGUGCGGGGGCACGUACUCUCUGGCGUGCGCGCGUGUGUCCGUGUCGCCGGUGGGAGGCAGCCACGCGGCGAACGACGCGCCGCCCCGCGGAGGCGCGCCAAACAACGAGGCGGACUGCUGCUGCGGAGUGGCGCAGCUGUUGCACUCCCGGAUCCCCACAGCCACCGACACGGCCGCUAUUAAUAGGCGCGCCGGUAUCUUUAGCCGCAUAAAUAGUAGCGAAGCGGCGCGCGCUCAGCCAGUGUCGGAUCUGCAGCCUCGCGUCUACCGGUCGACGUUCGAAUGGUCGCGCCUCGGUGAGGCGGGCGCCGUCGCUGUCGCCACCGCCCCCGCCCCCGCCCCCGCCGCCCCCAGCGCGCGGCGCGUCGCCGUGCGGACCAAGCCGCAGCUCCCCGCGUCCCUGCGGCCGCCGGCCACCUGCACCUCUGCCCACGCCGCCCUCGACGUGGCCGACGACGAGCAGCCGCGGCCCGGCGCCGCGCGCCGCAACGCGCUGGACCGGCUGCAGCGCUUCCGGCUGGAGCGCUCUGGCCGGAGGAGCCCCGCCCCCUCCACCCCCGCCUCGGCCGCCACCGCCGCCGGCAGUGCGCACGCGCAGAGCCCGAGCGCGGCCCCGCCCCCCGCCCCUCCGCCGCACCGCAAGAAGCCGGCGCGCACUAGCGACAAGACGGAGCGCCUGCGGGAGCUCACCGAGAAGCUCAAGGGUGGCGAGCGCAGGCCGCCUCCGCCCCCGCCGCCGCCGAGCGCGUCCUUCUCGCAGGUGGACUUCUCGCCGUCGGACGGAAAGUACAUCCGGUGCGUGGCGCGCGCCAGCCCUUACGCGUCACCAGCUGCGGCACCGCCGCCAGCGGCUGUACCACCUCCGACGGCGGCAGGUGGUUCCCUGACGCUGCCGCGCAAGCGAGCGCCAGCUGCCGACCUAGCCGUGCCCUCUACCGAAGAGCAAGUCGCGGGAGGCUCCACUCCCUCCGUAGACUCGGCCGUCGGCUCCGACGAAGGCCUCGUCGCCCCCACCUCGACGAUAUCUUGCGGCAAGUCGCCGGACGGUACCGCCUCGUCCGAGGCCUCGCACAAGCCGUCCGGAGCGCGGUCUCUGACAUACCCACUACCGAGGAGGGGCUCCCGAUCCGACGACGACAUUCCCUUCACGUCCAUCGACGGCAACGGGCUCAAGAGCCUACUCUGCACUCCACUGAGCUCCUGCGCCGUCCGAGAGCUGCCCGAAGUCGCCGAGGAGAGCGAAACGUCACUGACCGACAGCGGCGUGGCGGCCAACGUUAGCGAGUUAGGAGAUAAGCAGCACCCAGAUACGCCGCCCGCGCCCGACACGUCCACUCCCACAGCUGACGCGGACGCGGACGCGGCCUGCCACCAAUCGAUCGGAACCGAGCCGCCCGUUACCGACGAACACCGAGAAAUACCCGACGCGUCUGGCGACGUACGCGAGUAUACGGCGCACGUAGUGUCCAAGACCGUCGAGUAUACCAAAGCGCACGACCAAAACGACGGGGAACUCGAGGAUUACGAGAACUGCGAGUACGCUUUUCAGAAAUGCUACGACGACGAUUCCGGUGAAAUCUUGGAAUACUUCAAGGAUCCCGACCGAGAGGUUGCCGAAAAGAUGGAAACGAGAAUGCUAUUAGACGACAGUGAAACGGCCGAGCGACCGAGCACUAGAGAAACUGAGGGCGACGCCGCCGAGUCCGAUACGGGAUCGGGUCCAGUUUUCGUGGCGCAGUGGCCGAAAGAAAAGGCCGAAUAUCGAGACGUGGGGACCGACAGUCCGACAUCGGCCGUAAGAAUCAGUUUGCAACCAUCUAGUCACAAAAGAGGCCGGUCGGAGGGCGAGAUUACGCUCGGCCGAAGACAGGUCUGCUACACGCCGCCGCCCACGCCCCCGCGCGAGAGGGAAGAGGCGGCGUCCGCACAGCGGUCCAGCGCUGACGUCAGCUCGGACGCGGUGGAAGGGACACGAAGACGACGAAGAGUGGAGGCCGGCGGCGCCGGCGCCGGCGCCGACGCGUCCGCAGCUCACCUGCCAGAGCUCCGAGGAGAGGGAGGAGCCCCGGGGGUGCAAGGCCCACCCCCUAUAUAG
Molecule: messenger RNA, 2564 nt
Organism: Schistocerca serialis cubense
Lineage: Eukaryota; Metazoa; Arthropoda; Insecta; Orthoptera; Acrididae
Product: nascent polypeptide-associated complex subunit alpha, muscle-specific form-like
Exons: 4
Coding region: 330-2564 (744 amino acids)
Source: RefSeq, a predicted model, not a curated record